Emiliania huxleyi CCMP1516 is the source of this 3243-nucleotide messenger RNA. RefSeq lists its product as hypothetical. The transcript is spliced from 7 exons. Gene Ontology annotation, molecular function: hydrolase activity, hydrolyzing O-glycosyl compounds. The coding region runs from base 1 to 3243 and encodes 1080 amino acids. Lineage: Eukaryota; Haptophyta; Isochrysidales; Noelaerhabdaceae. The record is from RefSeq and is a predicted model, not a curated record.
AUGUUCACCACUCCUGGGGCCGCCGAGACAGCGCCCGCCUCGUCGUCAAACACGCUGCGGACGGGUCACGUCUGCGUUGCAUUGAUCCUCGCCGCCGGCGCCGGCUUGGGCGCUCCGCUCCUCUACCUCUUUGCCUUCGACUCGUACGCCCUGCGGCCAAAGGCUGUGGCGUCCCGAAAGGCGCAGUGGAUCCGCUCGGACCCCGCGACGGCGCACUUUGUUGAUGAGGAUGGCCGUGUGCGGCUCUUUCACGGGCUCAACGUGGUCUUCAAGACGGCGCCGCACCUUCCCGACGCGGGCGAAUGGGACGCGGAGACGUCGUUCGGCGAGGCCGAUGCCGCCAACCUGUCGGCGUGGGGGUUCAACGCGAUCCGCUUGGGUGCCGGCAGCAGCGCGCGCGGCUUCGCCAUGGCCCGGCCGACGCCAAGCGAAGCGUUGCUCCCAACGAUAGGCGUCCUCUGGGCGGGAACCUUUCCGGCGCGGCGCGGCGUAGCGGACCCGGGCUACAUCAAGAGGGUGCAGGAGAUUGUGACGGUGUGCGAGGAGCAUGGCAUUCACGUUGUCAUCGACUUCCACUCGGACGUGCUCUCGCGCCGCUUUUGUAUGCCCGACUGGGCCGUCGACGACGCGCUGCGCAACACCAGCCAGCCGCCGCCCUUUGGCGAUUUCCCCUCUCCACUCCUGGGUCUGGAGCCGGCGGCAUUCUUUGACAUCGGGACCGAGGAAGUCAACUCCCGUCGUGGCUGGAACCCGUGGGGAGACGGCAGCGCCGAGCCGCCAUCACCGCCCCCCAGCGAGCCUGCAAACUGCUGGGACGGGUGUGGCGGCGUGGCGGGGCCGUGCGAUGACUAUUGCGGCCCCGGCCAGGCUUGCUGCAAGACGGACUACGAGGCGGCUGGCUGCCCGCGAGCUUGCUGCAAGACGGACUAUGAGGCGGCAGGCUGCCCGCGAGCUUGCUGCAUGACGGACUAUGAGGCGGCAGGCUGCCCGCGAGUCGCUUGCGACGGAAUUGGCGGCUCCGUUGCGUGGCAGAGGGGCGACUGGUGCGCCGUCGAGCUGGCUGGAGAUGCCCAGACUUCGACCGAGGUUUUCAAGUUGCUCGACGCUGCGGGGCUGUACCCGCAGCUGAAGGAGUGCACGAACCGCGACUUUUUCGAGUACUACAGCACAAACUCGCAGACGAAGACGGCGCAGGCGCUGUACACGGACGGCGGCGGCGUCCGACGCGCCUUCGAGGAGCACUGGGCCCACGUCGCCGAGGCGCUGGCGGACGAGCCGGCGGUGCUCGCGCUCGAGCUCAUGAACGAGCCGUGGCCCGGCGACACCAAUGACCCCGGUAACUACUCCCUCUUCAUGUCUUGGUGGUUCAACUCGCCCGCCGCCGAAAGGGACCUGCUGCUGCCCUUUUACCGGCACGUGGUCGCCGCCAUCCGCGCCGUCAAUAAGCGGCACAUCGUGGCGUACGAGCCGGUCAUGUGGGACGUGUGGUCGUCUGGCUUCUUGGGCGAGCGGCUCGAGCCGGACGAGCCGGACGAGUCGCGCGAGGCCUUCUCGUGGCACUCGUACUGCUGGUGGGCGCCGAACGUGACUCCGCACCUCUCCUUCUUGUGCGCGAUCUACCACCGCCACCUCUUCGCGGUGCAGGACUUCUCGGCCAAGCAGCAGCGCAGCGGCUCGCUGCUCUCCGAGUACGGCUCGCUCGGAUCGACCGGCGCCGACUGCGCGGACCGGCACGGCUCGGCCUGCCUCGCGGAGAUUGCGCGCGCCGGCACCGUCGCCGACGAGUUUCUGGUCUCGCGCUUCUAUUGGCAGUACAAGAACUUCGAGGACCACACGUCGUCCGGCGGCGGCUUCUCCCUCUACCCGAAGGACGGGCUCCUCGCCGAGGAGAAGCUGCGCGUCAUCGCCACGCCGUUCGCGCAGGCCGUCGCAGGGCGGCCGCUGCUCAUGGUGUGGAGCGCCGGGUGGCGAGUGAUGGUCCUCGAGUACGAGGCGGCCGACGCCGACUCGGACGAGGGGCGCACCACCGAGGUCCACCUCGCCGCCCCGCUCCACUUUCCGGACGGGUUUGCCGUUCUCGUGUCGAAGCUGGAGCCGCGCGAGUACCUCGACCAGACGGCUGCUGCGGCGGGUGCGGCUUCGGGCGCGAGGAGACUCGCGGCCGAGGAGGCGGCACCGGGUGCGGCGGACGCGCCCGCCUCCCUUGGGCACAUCGAGCAGGUGGGGAGCUCGCGGCUGCGCAUCCGGCACCCUCGCGGCGUGGCGGGGCAGCGGCUGCUCGUGUGCGUGGUGCCGUGCGACGACUACCACAAGGAGUUCUGUCCCGGCGGCGUGUCCGCCGAGGGCGGCGACGCGGCGGUCUGGCUCUCCUUGUGGCACCCUUGCAUCUGGCGGUCUCGCGCGCAGACCGUCUACGUCGUGCUCUGCUCGGCGGUGAUGACGACGCUCGCCAUGACGGCGGUGUCGCUCCUCCAGAUCCGCCGCCACUCGCGCACGACGCAGCAGCCCUUGGCGGGCGGACACUUGCCACGCUCCUACAGGCUGCUGCUCGCCACCGCCGCCUCUGUGCAGCUCGUCGGCGCGCUCGCCGCGACCGGCUGCCCGUACAAUGACGACCCGUGGCGGUGGGCUGUCUUUGUCGGGAUCGGCCCGUUCCUCCUCGCCUACGUCUCUCUCGCCACCGGAGCGCAGGGCCCGAUGAUCUGCGCCAUCCUGGGCAUCUUCGCCAUCCUCUGGCGCGCGACGUGGUGCUUGCACUACAUGGUCGGCGUCGACUCUGUGCUCAAGCUCGCCGCUAUCCGCCUGCUUGUCUUCCUGCUCGCGGCCGGCUUGCUCAUCGAGGUGCUGGUGAGCCUGCCCAAGCGCUCCUACUACGCUCUCUUCAAGCUGCUGGCGACGAGGCCCGACGCCACGACGCCGCCGACGCCCCGCGGCGCCACGGGCCGCAGGGUCAUCCUGGCCUUCCUCGCGUUCACACUCACGCUGGCCUUUUGCUCCGCCGUGGCCGCCGGCCUCACGGGCAUCAUCGUGCUGCUCGUCGACCCCGUGCCCGCCAUCCUCGUGCCGUUCGUCACGACGGCCGGCUUCAUCGGCUUCGUCGUGGGCCUCCCGAUCGGCGGCUAUCUGGCGCACUACAUCGUGCGGCGCUCGGGCCGCGCCGAGGCGGAGGAGGAGGAGGACUCAAGCAGCUGGUCGGCGGGCCCGCUGUCGCGGCCGCGCGGGUUCUCAAUCCUGCUCUGGUGA